Messenger RNA from Triplophysa rosa, 2692 nucleotides. RefSeq names its product protein NYNRIN-like. The transcript has 3 exons. Gene Ontology annotation, molecular function: nucleic acid binding. Gene Ontology annotation, biological process: DNA integration. Lineage: Eukaryota; Metazoa; Chordata; Actinopteri; Cypriniformes; Nemacheilidae. Bases 729 to 2186 code for a protein of 485 amino acids. The record is from RefSeq and is a predicted model, not a curated record.
CCCUUUGUCACCUCAACACCGCUAAACUAGGCGCUGUUGAACAGCGAUGGGCUGCUCAGCUCGCGGUUUUCGAUUUUGGUGUCAAGUACCGCCCUGGGCGAUGCAACACAGCAGCUGACGCCCUGUCCAGGAGACCAGGACCCGAUGAACCUGAGCCUGAAAGUGAGGACACAGAGUAUGAUGGCUGCCUGGCAAUCUGUAACUCCCUUAGGACAGGAACGGCUCUGGGACCAGACUUGUUGGUAGCAGGAGUUGAGGGCAGUAAAGUCAGACUGUUACAGGCUUCGUUGGCUGAGGAGGAUAAUGUGGAAUGUGAGAACACCCCCACUUUGCCAGGAUAUUCGAACGACGAACUCCGACAGUUUCAGGAGGCUGAUCCCACCCUCAGUGUGUUUGAAAGAUUCUGGAGCCAGAAAAGGAAACCUACCCGCCAGGAGAAACUAGGGCUGGCUAAACCUGUGCAGUGUCUCCUGAAGCAAUGGCAGAAGAUAAGAGAAAAGAAUGGCCUCUUAUACCGGGUAAUUGACGAUGUCCAGGUUGGAGAGUGUCACCAGCUGUUGAUACCCACCUGUCUGACUCACCAAGUCUUGAAGAAUGUCCACGAUCAGAUGGGACAUCAGGGUAUAGAAAGGACCCUGUGCCUGUUAAAGCAGAGAUGUUUCUGGGGAGGGAUGUAAGGGGACGUGGAACAGUGGGUGAAGAGGUGUCAGCGCUGUGUCCUAGCAAAGAUGCCACAGCCCAAGAUUAAAGCGCCCUGGACAUCCUUUUUGGCCUCCCGACCACUGGAGGUUGUGGCGGUAGAUUUCACCACACUUGAACCAGCCACAGAUGGACGGGAGAAUGUCCUAGUAGUGACUGAUGUGUUCACUAAAUUCAGUCAAGCAUUUCCUGCACGUGACCAAAAAACCGAAACCACUGCAAAGAUUCUACUCAGGGAAUGGUUCCUGAAGUAUGGAGUGCCGCAACGCUUGCACUCCGACCAGGGCAGAAACUUUGAAAGUGCUGUUAUCACAGAACUCUGCCGGCUAUAUGGGGUUAAGAAGACUCGCACGACACCUCACCAUCCCCAAGGAAAUCCUCAGUGUGAGAGGUUUAACAGAACUCUCCACGACCUCCUGAGGUCUCUUCCACCUGAAAAGAAGCGCAGGUGGCCUGAACACUUAUCUGAGCUUGUGUAUGCAUAUAAUGUCACACCACAUUCCUCCACUGGGUACUCUCCAUAUUACCUGUUAUUUGGUAUCCAGCCACAUCUGCCGAUUGAUGCUCUAUUGGGCCAGGAACCUGCAACAGAGAAUGGAUCUGACUGGCUAAAGGUACACCAGGAACGACUUCGAGAGGCACAUUCCCGAGCGAAGGAGUAUGCUGAAAGGAAGGCUGCUGAGAGGACGGCACAGCAAGAAGGAAAGGUAUAUUGCCCUGCCGUAGAGGUUGGACAACAUGUAUACCUGCGACAUCGGCCGCCUGGAAGAAACAAGAUUCAGGAAGCUUGGGCGCCCACACUGUACAGAGUCUCAGAGGUUCAGAGAUCAACAUACACGGUGGAGCCUAUUGAAGGAGGCCCAAUAAAAAGGGUGCAUAGAUCCAACCUCCGUCCCUGUGGAAAUCCAGUCCCCGUGCCCAGACCAAGGAGUCAGAAACCCCCUGAAAGAGAAUUACAUACUCGAGUUUCUGAACCCGAGAUGCCCUCACUAGAGGCAGAAUGUGUUCUGGUGGAGGAAGUUACAUGUCCAAGAGAGAUGCAAGCAGUAACUCUACCAUCAGAGGAUCCUGAACAGCCAGUUUUCGAGCUUGAAGCCUGCCUGGAUGAGGAGGUAGAGGAACCUGCUCAGAGUAAUAUGUGCUCUGGACCAGGAAGUCAUGUGGAACCUGAGGACACCCUGAAUGUGCAGCCAGCAUCGAUAGAGCUUGGGAAUGAAAGUAUCCACUUACCUGCUGAAAGUCCACAGUUGAGGCCUGUGCCAAUUCCUAGAAAGAAGUGCCACGAGUGCCUUGUAAAAGUGCCUUGCCCUACACCACGUAGAACGCCAAGAGCGAGUGCAGGGGUACACGGUAACCCAAACAGAUUACCCAAGACGGCUUGCAAUGCAGUGACCUUUACUCCUGAUGUGCUUUCCCAAGUGUUGGCGGGCAUGGUGCUGUAUACGUCCGGGAAGCUGCAAGGAGGGCUAGAUGAUGAGUGUUUAUAGUCACCGAGGACGUUGACUACCAGCAGGGGAGAGUGUAACCGGGUCACAAAGUUAAUGCUAGAAACCUCUGAAACUAAUAGAUCCCUCGGAGGGGUAUGGGUUAUCCGAUCCUUUUUAGUCGCUGGUAGAAAUGUUACGCUGGCCCUUUAAGAGGUGAUAAUGAGCUGAGGAGUCUUGCUCUUGUGUUCCUCCGGUGAGCAGCGCGGUUGAUCAGGCGGCUCGAACAGUGCUCGCGUGGUAAAGGGAUACUUUUGAAGAGCAGGGGAGAAAGUGUUUCAUAAGGCCCUCGUGUGUGCUCCAGGAACCGCGAGACACAUCGAGAGAAAGAGGCGAGUUUGUCACAUGCUGUGUUAGUGUGUUGUGCACCAGCGUGAAGAAACAACAGCGAGUUGUUAUUAAUUCAUUUGUAUGGUUGUGUAAUAUGCUUGUGUACAAUGUUGUGUACAGUGUUACUGAAGCAAUUAUUAGUUAAAUGGGGAAUUCGUGUUUAACAUGUGCGUAAUAUA